UCAACAUGCGCUUCGACAUACGCGGUCGAGAUCAGAACAUUUAUCCAUUGCAGGUCGUACACACGGGAAACCACCUGCACACGCUGCAAGCGUGAUUUCCGCUCUACAGCCUCCAAAACCACCACACCUGACUUUAGCAACAAGAAUGCUCUGAUCAAGCAUCUCAAUGAUGCGCACUACGCGUGCAGAUCAUGCGGAACGUGGUAUAACACGUAUGACAAAAUUGAGGCGCACGAUGCCAAGUUCCAUAAUCGCUGUGGACUGUGUGAUCGGUAUUUUGCGAAUGAGAAUAAUCUGCGCAUGCACUGCCGCAUCCACGACCCCUGCACCCUAAAAUGCCACAGCGCCUCAUGCAAAAAGCACUCUCCCUCCUUCCCAGCCAUGCUCAUUUACCUGGAAGCAGGCAACUGUCCCGGCGGCACAGACCUCCAAGUCAACACGCUGGUGGAAAUCUGCUACCAAGCGCGCAAGAACUUCACGUCGAUCAAGGAUGCGUGUCCGUUUUUCUGCCUGCGGUGUGGGCGGGAGUAUCGGUUGUUGCCGGGGUUGUUUCAGCAUGUGGAGACUACACCAGCAUGUAGGAAGUUGGUGGGGAAGGGGAGGUGUUUGGGGAAGUUGGAAGAGUUUAUUGUCAAGAAAGUGUAG
Molecule: messenger RNA, 645 nt
Organism: Aspergillus ruber CBS 135680
Lineage: Eukaryota; Fungi; Ascomycota; Eurotiomycetes; Eurotiales; Aspergillaceae
Product: putative C2H2 finger domain protein
Exons: 4
Source: RefSeq, a predicted model, not a curated record